Molecule: messenger RNA, 3528 nt
Organism: Megalopta genalis
Lineage: Eukaryota; Metazoa; Arthropoda; Insecta; Hymenoptera; Halictidae
Gene: Xpc
Product: DNA repair protein complementing XP-C cells homolog
Biological process (GO): mismatch repair; nucleotide-excision repair
Cellular component (GO): nucleus; nucleotide-excision repair factor 2 complex; XPC complex
Molecular function (GO): damaged DNA binding; single-stranded DNA binding
Source: RefSeq, a predicted model, not a curated record
GUUUCCGUUGCAAACUAAGCUGAUUGGAGCUGAUCUGAGUUGAUCUGAGCACUGAACACACAACGUAUGACAUAUAGUCAUACGAGUACACAACAUCGCAACAAAGGAAAAUAUUAUAAUUAUAAAAAUAUAUAUAAUAAUAGAAGACUUUAUGCGAUAACAAUGUUUAUUUUCCUAAUUAAUCUUUUAUAUAACUUUGUAAAGACAUGUUGAUGUUGUCAUAUGAUGCAAGUCGGUGAAAUGAUAAUUGAAAAUAGUAAAUAAGAGAUUUUGCGAUUUGAAAAACUUUUGAGACAUGAGUGACUUAUCGGAAGAUGACAGUUCUGACAGUAGCAAUGAGUUUCUAGUGAAUCCAGAGAAAAUUAAUUUAAAUUCUACCUUCUUCCAAGAUAAACAACCUAAGAUUAAUUCUUAUGCGCCAGAAAGCGAUACCGGCGAUGAGAGUUCUGAGGAUGAUGAUCUUGAGAAUGUUAAUCAAUCUAACAACAUUGAGUUGUUCACUGAAGUUCUAAAAAAUUUAGAAAGUACACAAAAGCUCGAACUCGAACUUAAUGAUGGUGAUAUUAAGGAGGAGCAUACAAUCUCAAACUCUUCAGUACCACAAAAGAAAAAGGGGAAGGUACAGAUUAAAGAACUGGAUGCUGCAUCGUCUAAUGAAAUUACUGAACUAUUGCUGCAGGGAGAGACCAAUACAGAUUGUUCCACUGAAAAGAAGCACAAACAAACAACUGUGAAGGAAGAAGACGAUACAGAAAAUGUAGAAGAUAUGCCAGAAUACACGAUUCCAAAGGAUGGUGUUAAGAUUAUUCUGCCUGGCACUAGUAUAAUGCUAAAGAAAAAGAAAAAAGGGGGUCAGGAUUUGAAAACAAUUCUAAAAAAGCAAUUGAGAACUAAUCAGGUAUAUAUUGAAAAAGUAGGUCUACUUUGUUGGCUAGCUUAUGGAUUCUAUUUGAAUAAACAAGCAAACGAACCUGAGGUGAUGUCAACUGUAUUAUCUUUUAUGACAUCUGAUAAGUAUCCAAAAAAUAGGAUCGAUCUCACAUAUUUGGAAAAAUUUACAAAAUGGUUUAAACAUUUAUUUACAUUUGAAGUUGUUUCAACUAGCGAUAAUAAAUGUAUUAAUAGAGAGAGUUUGUUAAAGGUAUUACAGGCAAAGAAGAUCUCUGAUUACAGGGAGUUAGUAAUAUUGUACGUUGCCAUGAUGAGAGCUUUAGGCUUGCACUGCCGUCUAGUUAUAUCACUUUGCCCGCCACAUAGAGCACUAAGCGACGAUCCAAUAUUUAAACUUGAUAGAAAGGAUCAACAAAAUAAGCCUAAGAGUAAAUCAGGUAAAGCUAAGGAGAAAGCGAGCUCAAAAUCAGACAAGAAAGAAAUCUCUGAAAUGACAAAAGUAAUUCUGAAUAGUCCAGAAGCAAAGAAAAAUGCCAAUAUAGAAGCAAAGAAGAGAGCGGCAGAAGUUCUGCAAUUGAAAUCGCAAAACAAAGCAAAAAAAGGAAAAUUAGGUGAUACCAAAGAAUGUAAAAGUACAAAAGAAGUGGCCAGAAAUUCAAAUGCUAAUAAAAAUGAAUCCCAAACAACAAAAGAGGAGAAAAAUAUUUCAAAUUUAAGGCAGCUGAGAUCCAGGAGACUUAAUCUUUCAUCUGAAGAUGAUAAAUCUCAGAAAUCCAUAGAUUUAAGUUCGAAAAGUGACGGUACAAAGUCAAAGUAUUACAUAAACGAAGAUUCCACAGAUUCUGAAGAAGAAUUUCAGCCAAAACCAAAAGUUGUAAUAAAGAGGAAAUCGAACGAUGACAGUAAUGGAAAGGAACAAAGCUCUAAGAGCAGCAAGAAAAGCAAUAAAAAAUUAUUAUCCAGUGAUAGUGAAAGUGAAGAUACAAAUAAUAAAAGAAAUACACAAGAUCUUUGGGCUGAAGUAUAUUUAGAAUCAGAAGAAAGCUGGAUAACUGCAAGUGUAAUGGAAGAAAAGAUUCAUUGUGUGACAGAAGUAUAUAAAAAAGCGAAGAAACCUGUGCUGUAUGUAGUAGCAUGGAACUCCAACGGUUUGAUAAAGGAUGUGACAAGACGAUACUGUCCGCAUUGGCUUACAGUCACACGCAAACAACGUAUUGAUGAGAAAUGGUGGUCGGAAGCAUUGACUCCUUGGAAGGAAAAAGACACUGUCAUUUCUAAAGCUGAAGACCAAAUGCUUCUAGACAAGGAAUUAGAGCAGCCAUUACCUAAAACUAUCGGCGAAUGUAAAGGACAUCCAUUGUACGUUAUCACAAGACAUUUACUGAAAUUCGAGGGAUUGUACCCUCCAGAUUGUGUACCAUUAGGACAUACUUCUACUGGUGAAGCCAUUUACUCUCGGCACUGUGUACACACCCUUUGCUCAAGGGAAACAUGGCUAAAACGAGCUCGAGUUGUAAAGCCAAAACAGGAAGCGUAUAAAAUAGUAAAAGCCCGUCCAAAAUACGAUAAGCUGUCUGGAAUGAAAAUUAAGGAUUCAGCUCUAGAAUUAUUUGGAGAAUGGCAGACUACAGAUUAUGAGCCACCAGAAGCCAAGAAUGGCAUUGUGCCUCGGAAUGAAUAUGGAAAUGUGGACCUAUUUAAACAAUGCAUGCUACCAAAAGGCACUGUACACAUUAAUCUUCCAGGGUUGAAUCGGAUAGCUAGAAAGUUGAAUAUCGAUUGUGCAUCGGCUGUUGUGGGCUUUAACUUUGGAUGCAUGGGUGCAGUGCCAGCUCUCGAAGGAUUCGUCGUUUGCGCAGAGUAUGAGGACACUUUGAGAGAAGCGUGGGAAGCAGAACAAGUUGAAGCCGUCAAGCGGGCUCAAGAGAAACGCGAUAAAAGGGUUUAUGGGAAUUGGAGAAAAUUGAUUCGAGGUUUGCUCAUUAGAGAACGACUGGCUGCUAGGUACGAUUUUUCGCAAGAAGCGGAAUCAACGACGACGAACAAACGAACGAAACAUAAAAUGACGGAUAUAAAAAAAGCAAAAUUUUCCUAAGAAUCAUGCACGUAUUUGUAAAAAGUGGUUCUCAGCAUAUUACCUACUGAAAAUCUGCUAAGAGGAAUUUCAAUAACUAUAUUAUGUCAAUUUUUUAAUACACAAUUGAAAUUAUGAUUUAAAAACUGAUGAAUAUUCAUCGUGCCAGAACAAUUGUCAUCACUGAUUGCAGGACGACGUAUAAUUAGCUCAAAGUUAUGAAAAGUAUGGCAGCAUUCAUACUAUGUAUUCGGUUUUUUUUGUCUUGAGUAUGUAAAAUAUACAAAAUUACGUUAUGUGAAUGUUAAAUUAUUAUGUAAAUUAUUAUAGUGAAACCGCGUGAUUGUGUGAAGGAAAUGUUUACUUCUGUUUUGUCGAUUUCUUAAUAUUCUUUACUUUCUUACAAAACUAGAGAAUAUGAUUUAUGUAAGUAUUAUCGCAUCCAAGAAAAUGUGAUACUUUAUUCAUUCUUAGAAAUACUUAAAUUAUACAUAAUUGUUCGAACAUUGUAUAUAAACAACAAUUUUUGUACAAUCGAUAAAUAAAUUCAUACACUUAUAAAA